This is a messenger RNA of Trichomonas vaginalis G3, 366 nucleotides long. RefSeq lists its product as uncharacterized. Lineage: Eukaryota; Parabasalia; Trichomonadida; Trichomonadidae. The transcript has a single exon. The record is from RefSeq and is a predicted model, not a curated record. Bases 1 to 366 code for a protein of 121 amino acids. Gene Ontology annotation, molecular function: nucleic acid binding.
AUGUCUGAAUUUAGCAUUCCUGUUAUAGAAAAGAAGAAAAGACCACAGAUGGGAAAAACUGUUUCAUCAUUGUUUGCAACUUCAAAGAAAAAAGACGAAGAAGAACAGAGGAAACAAGAUGAACAAAGAGCUAAAGAUAAUGCAAAAGAAUUCAUCGAAAAAGAACGCAAAAAAGUUGAACCAAAAGACAAAUCUAAAGUAGAAAGUCCAUUUUUAAGGCUUUUGAAAGAAAGGCAGAAAAAUAUAAAUUCAAAAGUUGUAGUUCCGACACCAGAUCCCAAUGAUUCUGCUGCUCCAUCUGCUGGAUUUGGAGAAAGAAUGCUUGAAAAGCAAGGAUGGAAGAAAGGAGACGAAAUUGGACUAUAA